AUGGCGGUGCGCCGGCAGCUGCGGGAGCUCUUCCAGGACCCGCAGCUCGGCGGGGCCAUCACUGUGGAGCGGCCGCCGUCCCCCGCGGCUGCCACACGGAUCUUGCGGUCGUCGCCUUCCACCCCGCCUUCCUCGCCGCCGGCCGCGUCGCCUCCGCGGCGGCAAGGGCCGCUGCCGGAGGACUGCGCCGUGUUCCAGUGCCGCGGCUGCUGGGCGGUGCUGGGGGACUCGCUGCACCUGUGCGCGCAGGAGGAGCGGCGGCUCGGCGUCCUCGUCUGCUUCAAAGUCACAAGCGACGUGGCCUGGGAGGAUUCGCUCAUGAUCGGCCUGGAGGGAGCGCUCCUGGGGUGUGCUUACAAUGCAUUAUCCUGUCGGUCAUGUGGCUUGAUCGUGGGCUUCAUUCUUUAUUCCACCUCCAGUGACCUGGCGUAUCUCCGAGGCUGCUUCUGUUUCUUCAAGGACAGCAUCCGCUGUUAUCUCUUAAAAAAACAAAUGAUAAUAGAAGCUUCUAAGGUGAAUUUUCCUGCUGUAACCUUAAAGGAGCAACUGCGGGAACUGAAAGAAAAGCUUGUGGAGGUCCACAUUCGCAUAGAAUUGCUGAUUAAGAAGCUGGAGGAACUGGAACAAAAGAAUAAUGUGGCAGAAGGCAAAGCUCUGCAUCAGAUGCAGUUGGCCUACUGCCAGGAUAUGCAAUAG
This is a messenger RNA of Gavia stellata (red-throated loon), 696 nucleotides long. RefSeq names its product Opa interacting protein 5 (gene OIP5). The record is from RefSeq and is a predicted model, not a curated record. Gene Ontology annotation, cellular component: nucleus; chromatin; chromosome, centromeric region. NCBI's taxonomy places the organism in Eukaryota, Metazoa, Chordata, Aves, Gaviiformes, Gaviidae. Gene Ontology annotation, biological process: chromosome segregation; CENP-A containing chromatin assembly.